Molecule: messenger RNA, 534 nt
Organism: Adineta ricciae
Lineage: Eukaryota; Metazoa; Rotifera; Eurotatoria; Adinetida; Adinetidae
Source: the annotation of a GenBank genome assembly
AUGUUGAAGCUUGAAUGGAUCAAUAUGUCUCAACUACCUAAUCAAGCUAAACAACGAGUAUGUGAAAAAAUAAAACAGUUAAUUCUCGAUCAAGGUGUUGUCAUUGAAUAUUCUAAUCACAAAAAUAAUGAACCUGAUACAGAUGUGAUUGAAGAACAACAACAGGCAUCCAGUGCUCCAGCAUUAGAUUCGCCUGGAUUAAAACGAAAAUGUCUUUUUCCAAACAAUCAAAAUAAUCAGAAAAAUAAAAAAAGAUCUGUGGAUCGAUACAAAUUCAUCCAAGAAGAAAUUGUAAAUUAUAUCAAAGAUACUGAUGAUGACAGUAUGAUGCUUUUACAACCACCAAAUUCUUUUUCAAACUCAUACGAAACCUUAUCAAAAUUGGCUACAAAAUAUUUAUGUAUUCCAGCAACUUCUGCUGCUGUUGAGCGAGUCUUUUCACAAAGCAGCUUUCUUUUAAGACCGCAUCGUGCUCGAAUGUCAUGUAAAACUCUUCAACAACUAACAUUAUUAAAGUGUAACAGUGGAAUUUAA